AUGAAAGGACUAAAUUAGUUCCUUAAGGAUGAUGAUGAUGAAGAUAAUUUACUAGAGAAUAAUUAGCUCUUCAAUACUUAAAAUCUUAACAAAAAACUUUAGGAAAUUCAAAAUUCACAAAAUGAUCCUUCGAAGUUGAAAUCACUUAAUUCAUUUGGAGGACUUAUCAAACCAAUUGACAAGUAGCCCGCAAAGAAGAAAAUCAAAGCAUUUAAUAUAAACAAUAUCAGUUUUUAACCAGGGUAAAACUAGAUGCCAAAUCCAUUAUAAGGAUUAGGCGUCUUGAAUAACAAGUAAUUUAAUGUCAAUGAUAUUAUUGGAAAGCAAGAGACUCUAAAUCCCAAUAACUUUACUAGCAAUCCAUUUAAUGAAGAAAUAGAAGAAUAUAAGAGUAAGGCAGUAAAGAAAAAUGCAAUAAAUGGAAAUAGCAAUCAAAAUUAGGAUCAACCUGAUAAUUAAAAGUUAAGUCUAAAGACUAACAUAUAAUCUUCUUAGAAAUCUGAUAUUUAGAGAGUAGCCAGAAAUGUACAAAUGCCAAAUUCUGCUCAAGUAUCAAGAUAGAAUUCAAUGGAAAAUCUAAAUAAAUCUUUAGAGCAGGAGGAAUCGGAACCUGUUGUAAAAAAGAAAUUAACAACUAAUGGUGGGGAACCCCCUAAAAAAAGAAUAAUUAAAAAGAUAAUCAAAAAGAAAAAUGCUGAUGGAUCAGAGGCUGUUUCUGAGGUCAAAACUAUAGUUGUUGGAGGAGAUGGUCAGAGAUAAGAAUUCAAUUAGGCACAGUUAUAAUAAGAAGAACUUAAACAGUAAUAGUAGCUAGCUGUGCUGAGUCCACCAGAAAUUGAGCAGACACAAGUUGUGAACUUAUAAAAUUAGUUUGCUGAGGAACCUAAGAAAAAGGUCAAGAAAAUCAUUAUAAGGAAGAAAAAAUUAUAACAAUCAAAUCAAGAAGAAUUGAAAAUUGACUAAACUACAAUGAGCAGUUCAUUCAUUUAAAAAGAAUAGAUUCAAUUUACUUCUCUCAAUGAAAAAAUUGAAUAGCAAAGAUAAGAGGAAAUUAGAUAGUAGGAGGAGUAGAUAAGACAGUAAAAGGAGCUUAAUACUAGGCUACUUAAGGAAUAAUAAUAAAAACUUGAAGAAGAGCGGUAGAGGCUGAAGUAAUUAGAGGAGUUAAAAAUAGAUGAAGAACUAAAGGCAAAAAAACUGAGGGAGGAAAAAGAGAAGAAAAAAAGAGAGAAAAUGGAGGAAGAAGAGAAAGCUAAAUAAGAGCAGGAGGAAUUAUAGGAAAAACUUAAGUAAAUGAAGAAAUAGCAAAAAGAAAUAAAAAAGAAGCAGUAGGAAAAACAGAAGUGGAUGGACAACUAAGAGACUAUUUCAGAUUAGGAUGAAGUUGAAAGCAAGCAUAACAUAUCAGAAAGUAGUGCUAAGAAUAAGAAUGAAAAAGAGGAAGGAGAAGAAUAGGGUUCUGAAGAAGAAGAUGAAAAUAUUGAAGGCGAAGAAAGUGAAGAAGAAGAAGAUGAAGAAGGUGAUUCCGAAGAAGAUGAUAAUUCAAGAAGAUAAAAAUUAUUGCAACCUUAGGCGCCUUAGUACCUUGCUUUAAAAGUUGCUAUAUGCAAUCCAGCUUGCUAUAAAGCAUUCAUUGAAGGAUUGUUACAUGGAUCUAAUCCUAAAGAAAUUAUAAUGAAUCCUAUACCUCUGUCAGUUGGGAUGCUUAGAUUUUCAAUUGAGAGACAUAGAUCAGGAUUCAACAGACUUCAUCCUUCUUAUUAUUUAUUUAUGGAAAAGUAAGGUGGAGAAAAGAAUAAGAAAACUAGAACUAAUGAAAUAUGCCUUGGCAAAUUAAGAGCUAACCCUGAAGGAGAUUAAUACAUUUUAUAUGAUAACGGUGAGAAUUUCUCCAAAGGAAGCAAAUUUAAUUAGAAUCAGAUUAGAAACGAGCAUGGAGUUUUCUUAUUCAAAUAUGAGCCAUGUAAUAUUGGGAAUAUAAGAAAAAUGGUAUCAAUUCUGCCCUCAUUGAUAUAUACUUGCAUUCCAGAUCAAAAUAAUCCAGAUUUAGCUUUGGCAUACGGGAGAGAUUAAAAUGGAAAUUUGGUGAGAAUGAUUCAAAGGGAAUGGAAACCGCUAAAAGAGAAUGACACACUUUUUGAAGUUUUUCAUAAGGAUGGAAUCAGGAAUGUAAACUAUUAAAUAUUUGUUGACAAUCCACCUACUUGGAAUCCAAAAACAAACACAUAUGUUUAUGAUUUUAAGGGUAGAGUGUCCCAACCUUCUAUAAAGAACUUUCAACUAAUACCAGAGUUAGAUGGAAGAAAGAAAUAAACUCUUAAGGAUUUUGUAUUAUAAUUUGGAAAGACUGGCAAGAAUGACUUCAUAGUUGAUGUGCAAUAUCCUUUCUCUAUUUUUUAGGCAUUCGGCCAAGCUCUCUCUUCUUUUGACACUGAUUGA
Stylonychia lemnae is the source of this 2439-nucleotide messenger RNA. The record is from the annotation of a GenBank genome assembly. NCBI's taxonomy places the organism in Eukaryota, Ciliophora, Spirotrichea, Sporadotrichida, Oxytrichidae.